Messenger RNA from Diplodia corticola, 723 nucleotides. RefSeq lists its product as uncharacterized. NCBI's taxonomy places the organism in Eukaryota, Fungi, Ascomycota, Dothideomycetes, Botryosphaeriales, Botryosphaeriaceae. Bases 1 to 723 code for a protein of 240 amino acids. The record is from RefSeq and is a predicted model, not a curated record. The transcript has 3 exons.
AUGGUUCCUGCCGGCGCUCCAAAGGAAGCCUACUUCUACAUUUGCGAAAAGCUCUUACUUAACCACCCAGAGGUCUGCGAGAGAUCUGGAUUCGACGAUGAGAACGCCUGGGGUAUCGACGAUAAUUCCUACGGAUACGAGGCGAUGACAGGCCCGCUCAAUAUGACCCAUUCAUACAACUCUUGGACAAAUCGGUUCGGAGGCAAGGCCACGUUCUCGAAGUACAUGGUGUACACCGCAAAGGCACGUAAGCGCCGCUACAAAAGAAAUGACGAGACAAGCGCAGGACGGAACCCCGCACUCGGUUUGCCUGGUCCCGUUGUCACUCCAUCGACAGCCUCGUUCGACGGCAACGGCGCCGUCGAUACAACAGCCGCCACAGCUGUUGAGGGCGAAAACAACAGCGAGAAGGUCGUGACCGUCGCCAAGGUCGUCUUCGGUACCCUCGUCGAUAUAGCGGUGUCCAGGCUGCCCGUCGACUUCGACGUUCGAGCGCUGUCGGCCCGCCUCAUGCCCCCGCCCAUUGCGAUGCUCGAGGCCGUAGAUUACCAGGGGACGUUGGGAAAGACUGAGAUCAGCGAGCUUCACAAGCAGGAGUACGAGCAGGUCAAGCGGCAGCUUGGAUACACGCUGGAUACUCUCGAAGCUUUCCCUCUUGCACUCGAGAGUCAAGAGUACGCGCCUCCGAACAUAUCUGAUCACGAACCCGGACCCUCCGGUUGA